GAGGAGGAGCUCUAGUGGGGAAUUGACGCGAGGGUCGGGGCGGUCGUCCAAUCGGAUGGCCCGGGAUGUGCCUCCUCCGUCUGCAUCCCGCCCGCUGGGUCCAUGUGCCUGGAGCUGAGAAGCCCGAGCCCAGCCUGGGAGUUGGGCGUCUCUGCUAGAGCAAGAGGGAGGGAAGGAAGAGAGGCUGCUGCUCCCGCUCCCGCUCAAGACUAAAGGGCGGACCCGACCCCUCUCGGGGAAGCUGCCCAACGGAGGGCCGCUCGGGCCAUGGCCAGGACCCAGGGACGCCGGCCCCGGGGGCGCUGACCCGGCGCAAGCAGCCUCUCCCUCGACUUUCCCACGAGCUGGCACCGGGCGCCCCGGAACCCACCAUCCGUCUGCCUCGGAGACAUCCCCCGUCCCCUGCCAUCCAGGGCUCCUGAGCGCCCCGCCCUCCCGGCCGGGCUGGGGGCGCCCGCCCGCCCCCCACCAUCACUCCCUGCCUCCCCCAGGGGUCGGGGAGCCCGCCCCCACCCCCGGGCCAUGCCAUGCCGCUGGACUCGCAGGACACGCUCUACAUUGUGCUGGAGCUGGUCAUCGCCGGGCUUUCCAUCGCGGGCAACGUGCUGGUGUGCUGCGCGGUGGCCACCAACAGCACCCUGAAGACAGCCACCAACUAUUUCCUGGUGUCCCUUGCCGUGGCCGACAUCGCCGUGGGGCUGCUGGCCAUCCCCUUCGCCAUCACCAUCAGCGUGGGCUUCUGCACCGACUUCCACAGCUGCCUCUUCCUCGCCUGCUUCGUCCUGGUGCUCACCCAGAGCUCCAUCUUCAGUAUGCUGGCCGUAGCCAUCGACAGAUACCUGGCCAUCAAGAUCCCUCUCAGGUACAAGAGCUUAGUUACUGGGACCCGGGCAAGAGGAGUCAUUGCUGUCCUCUGGAUUCUCGCUUUCGGCAUCGGCCUGACUCCUCUCAUGGGAUGGAACGGUAGGGCCAAUGCUACCCAUGACUGCAUUGAUGGAGCCAAGAACCUGAGCUGCUGCCCCGUGAAAUGUCUCUUUGAGAACGUGGUCACCAUGACCUACAUGGUCUACUUCAACUUCUUUGGCUGCGUCCUGCCCCCGCUGCUCAUCAUGCUCGCCAUCUACGUCAAGAUCUUCCUGGUGGCCUGCCAGCAGCUGCGCCGCAUGGAGCUCAUGGACCACUCGAGGACCACGCUGCAGCGGGAGAUCCACGCGGCCAAGUCCCUGGCCAUGAUCGUGGGCAUCUUCGCUCUGUGCUGGCUGCCCUUGCAUGCCACAAACUGUAUCACGCUCUUCGAUGAGCACUUUGCCCUGCACAAGCCCAAGGAGUUAAUGCACAUCGUGAUCCUCUUGUCGCACGCCAACUCCGUCGUCAACCCCAUCAUCUACGCCUAUCGGAUAAGGGACUUCCGCUACACCUUCCGCAGGAUCAUCUCAAGGUACGUCCUCUGUCAGAGAGACGAGCUCCCCAAGAGCAGCAAUGGACAGUCGGGGACGGUGCAGACCCUCGAUGCCAAUGUAUGACCCCUGCCGCCGCCGAGGCCACGAGACCUUCGCCCCACGACGGGCGCCUCUGGGCGUGGAUCUGGCUGCCCAUCCCGAGCACCUCUGGUGCAGGCCUGACGGACGGAAACGUACCGCAGGGGGAUCUGGAUCCCAGACCCCGCUGCUAGUCCCGUGUGGACCAGACGACUCGGGAGGGAGGUGGAGGAGCCCUGGGCCAGGACGGGUCAGCCGCACCAUCUUUGAUGUGUGGAGUAUUUCUAACAGGAAGGAAUUUCAGCCGCUGUUACUGUGAACGCCCCCCUUGGCGAUGUUUUACUAACUUGGAGGCAAUGGGGAAACCCAAUGCCUCGCUCUCCUGACCCUGGAUGUGGCCACAAGAACACUACGUAUAGGCAUGGGUGGAGAGGGGGCCCUGGGGAGGGGAGGCCUGUUCUAGCUCGUUAGUGUUGGUGGGCAUCUCAUCCUGGAGAUAGCAGCUCUUCUCUCUCCUGGAGGGAACUGCUGUCAAGGGGACCCUAGAACAAUGGAGGAAAAAGCUUCCGGCCCCUCACCUUUGCUCGAUUUUCUUUCUCCCUUUUCUGAAGGUGGCGGGAGUGGGGGGGGGGGGUCACCUUCUCGGUUUUGAAAGGGAGGAAGGGGCCAAAACAGCUGCCUGUGGUCCUCCCCAUGCCAUCUGACUCAAGCAUACCAAAAAUGGGGCAAAGAAAUGGGUGAGCUCAAACUGUGAGAUUUUAACCUCAUUUUCUGUGUAUGUGUAAAGAAUAGAGUAUUAGCUCAAAGCUGAAGAUAAUUUAAAUGAAUGAAAAAUAAAAAUAAAGCCAUUGUUUUGUU
Monodelphis domestica (gray short-tailed opossum) is the source of this 2336-nucleotide messenger RNA. RefSeq names its product adenosine A2b receptor (gene ADORA2B). Lineage: Eukaryota; Metazoa; Chordata; Mammalia; Didelphimorphia; Didelphidae. Gene Ontology annotation, biological process: G protein-coupled adenosine receptor signaling pathway; adenylate cyclase-activating G protein-coupled receptor signaling pathway; vasodilation. Gene Ontology annotation, cellular component: plasma membrane. Gene Ontology annotation, molecular function: G protein-coupled adenosine receptor activity. The record is from RefSeq and is a predicted model, not a curated record.